AUGCAAACAAACCUACACACGACCUCCGUGGACCUGACGAAAACCUUUGACACGAUGAAUCGCGACGGACUGUUGAAAUUCACGCAGAAAUUCGGCUGUCUUGAGUGCUUCACUCACGUGGUUUUGCAAGAGGACAUUAUCAACGUAAUUGAUUCUCUCCGAGCGGAACUUAUAGCUGCGAGAAAAAAAUCAGAAGCUUUGGAAUUGGAGAAGAAACAAAGAAGUAGGGAAAACGAAAAUGAAAUUCUUGAGCUGGAGAGUUCUCUUAAUUCGUUAAUUCAAGCUACCCGUACCAAAGACAGAGCAUACAGCGCUGUGCCUUACGCGACUGCCGAGACUGCGCAUCAUUAUGGAGAUAAUUGCGCGCGCCAGUCAAACAGGGUCACUGAGGACAUUCGAGAAGCAUUUUUAGAAAAGCCGACGUCUGGAAACGUCAAACCAACAUAUGUGAUGGAAAACCCCGAGGCCACAGAAGAGCAACCGCUUGAAAUUGUUUUCCAGCAUUCGGACCUUCCUGAAAAGUUCCGGUAUCGAAACAACCAAAAACAGGAUUAUUUGGCAGAAUUGGGUGAACACUUAGCAGAAGCUGAUAAAAAGGCUGCGGACAGGACAUCCGCAAUCGUACAGAAGCUCCAGGCCCUCGAACAGGCCCUUCAAAAGUCCGAGAAAAACGAGGCCCAAACUCAAAGAGAACGUGACCCUAUGCAUAAGGCGCGACCAGACCAGUCGCCCCGCGUAGAAGCCCUACAGGCGGACAGAUCUAGGAAACAGUACGAAGAUUUAUAUGGGGCGGCUGUGGAAGCCCUUGAACUUGGAAAGCAUAUUCUCAAGGACGUGGACGAGAUGGCAUUUAACAGCCUGUUUACGACUGGCCACCGGGGGGUUCAUGCACUGCCGUCAAUAAUCUUCUGCCUCUAUUCUGCUAUUCGAACCCUGAGAUCGGAAUUGGCUUCUAAAACGGCAAAAUAUCAGCAGUCAGCCGAAGUUAUAAAAAACAUCAAGGAGGAAAUACUGUCAGACAAAUCGAAAAUGGCGUCCGAUUUCGAUAAGAGAUUCAAGGAAGAGAAAUCCAGGAUGCAUUCUGAGCUAGCUGCCGCCAUCCAGCGUGCUGAACUGGCUACUCAGGAAGCUCGAACCAUCAGCGAACGAGCAAAUAAGGCUCGGGAAAGUCUUCAGCAGGAGCUGGUUGAGAAGAAUAGGACGAUUUCUGAGCUAAAGAGAGCCUCUGCGGACGAAAACACGAAGUUAAACGCAAAUAUUAUUACACUGGAGGCUAAAAUACAUGCCCUGGAAACGUCUCUAGAGGAAUCCCGACGUGAGACCACUCGAGUGAAAACCGAACGAGACGAGGCAACGAAGCACUACUCCUCCCUGACUGCCAAACUGGAAGCAAGAGAGGAGCGCAUCCACACACUGGAAAAUGAUUUGCUGGAUAAAAACGACAGGUGGCGCAAUACUGAGCGGAAACUCCAGGAGGCAACGGACGCGCUGAACCGCCUCUACGAAGUGACCACACAGGCCACCAAAACAACAACUGACAUUAAUUCUCUCCUGGAAAAGUUCGGUCACAGAACGAAAAAGGAACCCGGGGUGGAAGAAGCAGCAUCGCCGAAGAAGCCCCCAAGUCCAUUGGAAGUAGUAAAAAAACUGUGCACUGAGCAAACUACCGGAAACAAUAAACUGAAACGACCCGGUCACAGGAAACAUGCCCAGGAUUCAGGCUACAGGGCUCGGUAUGAGUGGGUUCUUCGUUCCUCCAGACUGGUCACCGAACACCGACACCUGAUUGCCCAGAAAAAUUCCCUCACGAGCGAAAUGGAGAAACAAGCCAAACUGAUGAAAGAUUCCCAGAGUACAAUUAACAAACUGCGAUCACACAUCGGCGCAAUUGAACGAGAACGCGCCGGUAUCACUAAUACCCUUGAACUUAAACAGACCCAAUUACAAAGAAUCUCAAAGGAGCGGGAUUACUUCUUACAGCUACUCAACAAGAAGACCGAGGAGGUAGCUGCACUGAAAGCUACGCAAGCGAAAACGCCCGAGCCCGUCAGUCCACCCCCUAUUAAUACUUGA
This is a messenger RNA of Dibothriocephalus latus, 2073 nucleotides long. The record is from the annotation of a GenBank genome assembly. Lineage: Eukaryota; Metazoa; Platyhelminthes; Cestoda; Diphyllobothriidea; Diphyllobothriidae.